CACAACCGAACAGCGACCAACUAGAUCGAUCCCAAAUUAAUAACCUCUUCCUCUACACGUCCACGCAGAACCUCGAUCUGAUAUGAUGGCAACAGGAACAGAUUCUGCCUCUGAGGCGACAGUGAGCGCCCCAAAAGGCUGGACUGACAAAAUCGUUGCCGAAGUCAAAGUCAAAACCAUGCUCGCGACUUCCAUUGGAAAGCCAGUUGCCACUAUCAAGGAUAUUCUGGAACAAGUGCACGGCGAUCAAUAUGUGUUUAGCUCUGGGACCGACUUUUAUUUUUGGAAUUGUGCAAGCGAUGAGGGAGCUGUAGUCACUGACCCGAAGGGUAAAGAUAAACUUUGGAAGCAGAUGGGCACCGAUAUCACGAAGGUGAAAGUGAAGCAGCUUUGAAAUAUAUCUCCUAUUCCAAGUGUGUUACUCUACGUAAACACAUGUACGAUGUUGAACCUGUCGAUAAUAUGAAAACAAAGCGCCCCGAUAGUCAUACACUACUUACCUGAUAUAUUUGGCUCCCCAAAGACCUUGGACUUGACGACGUCGGCAUUCUUGGCA
Suillus paluster is the source of this 556-nucleotide messenger RNA. RefSeq lists its product as uncharacterized. The record is from RefSeq and is a predicted model, not a curated record. NCBI's taxonomy places the organism in Eukaryota, Fungi, Basidiomycota, Agaricomycetes, Boletales, Suillaceae. The transcript is spliced from 3 exons. Bases 83 to 394 code for a protein of 103 amino acids.